Serpula lacrymans var. lacrymans S7.9 is the source of this 445-nucleotide messenger RNA. RefSeq lists its product as uncharacterized. The record is from RefSeq and is a predicted model, not a curated record. The annotation marks the transcript as partial. NCBI's taxonomy places the organism in Eukaryota, Fungi, Basidiomycota, Agaricomycetes, Boletales, Serpulaceae. The transcript has 2 exons.
AUGGACACCGGUGUUGUAGCUCGCCCUCCAUACUUCGUGUCCGCACGAGAUCUUCUUAAAACUGGGUCAUUGGAUGAAGACCGUCCUCUCCCACAAGAUCGUCCACGAUCCUUCGUGAGAUUCCCAUCAGAUUGGACACUAUCUAACACGGAUGGGAAGGGUGGAGUCUUUGAUGGUGUAGCAAGUGGAUCUGGCGCGGGAGGAGCAAAAAAGCGUAAGAGAGAAGAUUGGGGAAUGGAGAGAGACCCUAUCUCGAUGUCCACCUCAGGCUCAAACUCAGGCUCCACUUUCGUAAAAUUCAAGCUGAACGACGCAAAAGGGAAGGGAAGGGAAACGAGGAUGACCUCUACGUCACGUCAUAACGACACGAAAGCAGUGACGAUAUCUCGUUCGAGCACAGGUGCGAAAGCAACCACCGCAACGUCGACAAGUCUGAAGAGCACAG